CAAAAGACUUGCCUCGACCAACAAGUUAUAUUUUCUUCGCCUUCGCCAUCUAUCAAACGAAGCAGUUUUUACCGAGCAAGUUUCGAGAAAGAGCUGGGCUCGCCUCGCAAAUUGGCCUCGCUUUCGGUUAGCCCUUUUUAACGUAGGACGUAGACAUACGCAGUUUGUACUAGCAGGUUUUGCGCUUAACUUAGGGUAGCCGUUUAGCAGCAGCCGUUGGAAGCAACAAUGCUGCGUUACAAGAUAUAGGGACCUAAUUGUUAUCAGCUAUUGGCAAGUAUUUCUGUUCGUAAUGGAUCCACAGCAGCCUGCUGCUGUCCAGCAGCCGUUGCAGGGCGUUGUAUGGCCCAGCUUCCUCAACCAGUACGUCCACCCUCAGCUCCAGCAGCUUGCUGAGAUCCAAUGGAGGUUCGAGCUGAGUGCAAAGAUGGCAGCCAUCUAUGAGAGGUUGCGCGAAAAGUUUGCAAAGACGCAAAACAUUUGCCUUUGUCAGACGUGGCUUGGAGCUGAUGGCUGUGACGCCGCGAACCCAAAUAAUAUCGAGGUCACGCUGUGGGCAGACCCGCGGCUUGCUAUCGUCCUCGACCCCCUCUUCCAAGAGCUGCGUGCAAAGAGCUGCCAGGGCCCCGUGUUCUUCCGCAACUCCAUGCCGGGCAAGGUGUGGCGCUCCGGAGCGGUUCAGAUCGUGCAGAACCUCCGCAUCCUGCCGCCCUCCCUGCACCCCCGCAGCCAGCUCUCAGAGGCCGCCCUGGAGCGUCUUGCGGAGGCGCUCUACAUCCCCAUCUAUGAUCUCAGCCGCCCCGCCAAGGGCCAGGUGUGCGUGCUGGAGGUGCUGCUCUCCGCGCGCGCCACCGAGGCCAUGCUGGUGGCUGACGUCAUCAGCUUCAUCGGCCAGCUGCUCACCGCGCUGCACCUCUCGCUGGCCAACCCCGUGCAGCAGCCGGUGCGGAGGAGCGUGCUGUGCGGUCGCCGCGCGCGGGCGGCGGAUUCGGACGGCGAGGCGAGUGAGGAUGAGGCGGCGGCGGGGGCGAGCGCAAGGCAGCGGCAGGCAGGGCAGCAGGAGCAGCAGCAAGUACGUCAGGGGCAGCAGGAUGGACCAGGCUCUUGCCAACAGCAGCAACAGCAGCAGUCACAGCAGCAACAGCAGCAGGCGGCGGUGCGGUGUUCAUGCUCGCAUGGAACAAACGAGGCAGCUGGGGGCUGUGCAGCAGCAGCUGCGGCUGCGGUUGCGGCUGGAGGUCCCACCGCACCUCAUACCGCACAGGGCGAAGGCUCCACGCGGGGACACAGCGGUGGGACACGUGCUGCCGCUGGCUGCGGUCCGCAGAUUGGUAGCGGGGCGGCGGGGGGCAAGGAGCCCGGCCCUGAGCCUGCGCCAGGAGGGGAAAGCACCGAAGCGGCAACACCUGCAGCAACACCAGCAGCAGCAGCAGCCGUGUGCGAGCGCUGCGGGGGCGGGCCGCCUGCGCCAGCCUGCUCCGAGCAGCCUACACUUCCCGCGACGCCAAGCAAUGAGGGCUUGGGCUGCGGGGGUGAUACGGGCGCAGUGUCGGCUGCUGCGGCUGCCGCUGUAAUAGCGCAUGCGGGAGGGGCGCUAGCAGGGGGGAGUCAGGGCGCUACGGCAGCAGCCCAAGGAGGGGCGGUGUGUGGAGGAGGCGGCUCAGGCGUGCCUCGCAAGGUCCGCCGUGUGAUGGUGGAUGGGCCAAUGCAGCGUAGCAAGAGUGUGUACUCGGUGGCGGCGUUAUCCGCGGGAGAUGACGGCGAUGAAGAUGCGGAAGCGGGUCCUGGCCUGGGCUGGGCCGCAGCGGGCGGUGGCGUGGAUCGCGGGGGGCAGCAGCAAGGCCAGCCGCGUCUUUAGUCGGUCCUGAUGCCUUGGGAAGGCGUUGGAAGGAGGGAAUUUCGAAGAUCGUGCGUAUAAGUUGUGUCUUAGGAAGGAAAACGGGCACGGACAACGCCUCUGCUACUAUGGGACUUCAUCGCAGCUAGUGGGCCCUGGCCACGUUGCAGCUGCCUUGCAGGCCUUCUGGACUCGGCGGCUGGCCAUGUGAGCAGCACGGUGGCAGCGGGCGCGGUUCGCUUGGGUGCGCGAGGGUGGAGAGAUGGGGGUGCGGCGUGGUGGCGGCUAAAGAGACCACCCGGGGUACAGCGAUUGUUUAUCAAACGCAUCCAGCUUAUUGUUUUCAUACGUUGCUCUUUUCUGCCGGUUUGCAAAGUGCUAAUUGAGUGUUGGGCAUGGUGUGUUGCCGGUUGAGUUGUGGAACUCAGGGGGUUCCGGCUUUAAUCGCCGGUAGGAGGCACGCGUAUGUCUUCGUGGCUUUAUUUUUUUCGGUGGCGUCUCCUUCGCUGCUGCCGUAGCAUGGCCAGGGUAGGAACUCCGCGUCAUGUAUUGUGGCGUGUAGGCUUCUGUUUUAGCUAUAGCUAUAUCCGUAGAUUAAAAACACACAUAUAAAAACGUGUACUUGGCCCGCGGUAAGGCAUCAUACCGGUAGUAGUUGUGCGGAAGCAUAUGUGUCUUGGCUGGCUGGGGCAACCUACUACCGCUGGUGAGCUGGGGCGGCUCCUGGGGAUUCGGCUUGCAUAGUACUGACAGCGGCUGUUGGUUAACCGCGCAUGCGCAUCCAGGCAUGCACGUGUUCCACAGGUCUAACAGCCGUUGGCUCUGUCUGGUCCGUUCAUUGUACUCGGGCUGUUUAAUUGCGGCUUGCAAGGACUGCUUUGCGGCAAUACUCCAACUGUACCCCUCACUGCGAGGGAGGCCUCAUUCCUGCGUCUGAUACCAUUAGUAAUAAAGGAAUGGGGGCAAGGAGGCGGAGGAGUGGGGUAAGGAAUGCUCUCCUUUUUUCUGGUGUACGUUGCGGGGCCGGCUGCUGUUAACUCCCUGCCCUCGAUACGUGUUUUGUUUGCUGUUAGAGCCCCUAUCGGGGGUCUGUUAUCGUGAUGUGCGGCUGGUCAGGUGACUUGCUUAGGGGUGCGUCACGUAGCGUGAUUUUAGAGUUGAAGACCGCAGUGCGAGGUGCAACCUGAAUGCAUGUUUCGUCGCUGGUGGAGUCUGGUGUCCUAGUUAUGGGAGCUUUUAACGUUGGAGUGUGGCCAGUGCGGCAGUGAUUGUAGAGGCUACGGCGUGGUGACCCAAGCCCCUUCCUGACCGGCACUGCCACAUUGCGGCUGACCCGUGGGCCUGGCCGCAGAGCUGCUAGUGUUACCAGCAGGCGCUUCUUUAGGGUGCCUUGCUGCAACCUGUAUUCCGAGCAGAACGCGCCCCUACUGCGCGGGAGCACCAGUUGUACGACAUGUUGGCGACUUGUUUUCUUCCGCGGCCACUCCGAGGCCUUAAUCAUCCAUGUAAAGCUCUAACGCCGGUA
This is a messenger RNA of Astrephomene gubernaculifera, 3362 nucleotides long. NCBI's taxonomy places the organism in Eukaryota, Viridiplantae, Chlorophyta, Chlorophyceae, Chlamydomonadales, Astrephomenaceae. The record is from the annotation of a GenBank genome assembly.